AUGUUAUCCAGAUCUGUCCGUAAUUCUAUUAAAUCUCAAUCAAUCAAAUCAAUGAAGUUGGUCCCCACUUCUGCUAAGAUAUUAGUUUCUCAUGAAACUAUAAAUGCUAAUUUGAAUAAAAGAUGUUAUUCAGUUUAUAAUAAGACCAAUUAUAAUAAAAAUCAAAUUAAAUUUACCAAUGUAAGUUGUAAUUUCAAUUACAAUUUGAAAAGAUUCAAUUCUACCUCAGUCAAAGUGCCUCCAAUGGCUGAAUCUUUAACUGAAGGUUCUUUGAAGGAAUUUUCAAAAUCUGUGGGUGAAUAUAUUAAGGAAGAUGAAUUAUUGGCUACUAUUGAAACUGAUAAGAUCGAUAUAGAAGUCAAUUCUCCAGUGACUGGGAAGAUUGUAAAAUUGAAUUUCAAACCAGAAGAUACUGUCACUGUAGGUGAAGAAUUAGCUGUCAUUGAACCAGGUGAAGCUCCUGCUGGUGGUGCUGCUCCAGCUGCUUCUGAUGCUGCUCCUACACCAGCCAAGGAAGAAGCUCCUGCUCAGACUCAAGCUGCUCCUGCUCAGACUCAAGCUGCUGCUCCAGCUGCUUCAAAACCAGCUGCUCCAACUCCAAAAAAGGAAGCUCCACCUGCCAUUUCCUUAGAAGAACCAGUACGUACAACUUCAUUUUCCAGAAAUGAAAACAAAAUCAAGAUGAACCGUAUGAGAUUAAGAAUUGCAGAAAGAUUAAAGGAAUCUCAAAACACUGCCGCUUCAUUAACUACUUUCAAUGAAGUUGAUAUGUCUGCAGUAUUAGAAAUGAGAAAAUUAUACAAAGAUGAAAUUAUCAAGAAGACCGGUACCAAGUUUGGUUUCAUGGGUUUGUUCUCAAAGGCAUCUACUUUAGCCGCUAAGGAUAUUCCAGGUAUCAAUGGUGCCAUUGUUGAUGAUUCCAUUGUUUAUAGAGAUUACUGUGAUAUUUCUAUUGCUGUGGCUACACCAAAAGGUUUAGUGACUCCAGUGAUACGUAAUGCUGAAUCAUUAUCUGUUUUAGAAAUUGAAAACGAAAUUGUUAGAUUAAGUACAAAGGCAAGAUCUAAUAAAUUGACUCUUGAAGAUAUGACCGGUGGUACUUUUACUAUUUCUAAUGGUGGUGUGUUUGGUUCUUUAAUGGGUACUCCAAUUAUUAAUACUCCACAAACUGCCGUCUUAGGUUUACAUGGUGUUAAACAAAGACCAGUUACAUUGCCAGAUGGUAAGAUUGAAUCAAGACCAAUGAUGUAUUUAGCAUUGACUUAUGACCAUAGAUUAGUUGAUGGUAGAGAAGCUGUGAUUUUCUUGAGAACUGUUAAAGAAUUGAUUGAAGAUCCAAGAAAGAUGUUGUUGUUUUGA
Molecule: messenger RNA, 1359 nt
Organism: Henningerozyma blattae CBS 6284
Lineage: Eukaryota; Fungi; Ascomycota; Saccharomycetes; Saccharomycetales; Saccharomycetaceae
Gene: KGD2
Product: dihydrolipoyl transsuccinylase
Exons: 1
Coding region: 1-1359 (452 amino acids)
Biological process (GO): tricarboxylic acid cycle
Cellular component (GO): oxoglutarate dehydrogenase complex
Molecular function (GO): dihydrolipoyllysine-residue succinyltransferase activity
Source: RefSeq, a predicted model, not a curated record